This is a messenger RNA of Chinchilla lanigera (long-tailed chinchilla), 3374 nucleotides long. RefSeq names its product glutamate receptor, ionotropic, N-methyl D-aspartate 2D (gene Grin2d). Gene Ontology annotation, biological process: synaptic transmission, glutamatergic; monoatomic ion transport; long-term synaptic potentiation. NCBI's taxonomy places the organism in Eukaryota, Metazoa, Chordata, Mammalia, Rodentia, Chinchillidae. The record is from RefSeq and is a predicted model, not a curated record. Gene Ontology annotation, molecular function: transmitter-gated monoatomic ion channel activity involved in regulation of postsynaptic membrane potential; NMDA glutamate receptor activity. Gene Ontology annotation, cellular component: plasma membrane; postsynaptic membrane; postsynaptic density membrane.
AUGGCCGGGGGCGCGGGCCAGGCUGAGCUGGGGGAGGCGGGCUGGCGGGGGCUGCCCCCGAGCUGCUGUUCCGGCGGGCGGUUGGGCCGAGGGCGGGAGAGGGCCCUCCGGCGGGCUGGCUGCGGGGAGGGGGCUCCGGGAGGGGGACCGAGGCCGAGCUGGCGGCGGAGCCGGAGCUGGGAAGAGGGAGAGGGCGGCGGCGGAGGAGGACCCAGGAAUCUAAAUCGGAAGCGAAGGUCCCCACACCGGUUCCGAACCCCUGCCCCCCUUCCUCCCUGUUUAUUUGCAGCCCCCCUCCCUUGUCCGGAGGGAAGCCAGAGGCUGGGAGCUGGGGUAGGGGGCGGCCCCUCCCCCAGCCCUGGCAGGAGGAGGGGUCCCCAGGGAGGCCAGGAGGGGGGGCUGUGGGUCUCCGGCAGGGACGGACGGGGACUGAAUGUUAAUCGCAUCCCGACUGAGUGUGUGUGCGGGAGCCGUGAGUGUGCGAGUCCCUCCCGCUCCCGCUCCGGCUCCUCCAAGCCACGGCCGCAGCCGCCACCCUCCGCCCGCGGCCUCCCGGCCACCAGCGCCCAGCUGGGGGUGUCGGCCUGGGAGGGUCCGCCCGGCCCCCAGGGGUCUCCCGCGCGGCUGCCAUCUGCCCGCGCAACAUGUGUAGCCUCGUCCUCGCCUAGUCCGGGUGGCCGCAACCUUGGGGGACAGACAGGGCAGGUCAGGACCAAGGAAGAGGGAGAGACGGCCGGGGACAGGCGAGAGGUCCCUGCCGCUGCUGCCGGCGCGCCAGCACCGCUGCCUCCUGCCACCGCCCCGGGGCCUGGCCCCCCCACCGGCUCCCCGAGCCCUCCGCAGCAUCUUCGGGUCCCUGGACACCGGGUUCCGGUCCUGGCCCCCCUGAAAUCCCCCCUACAGAACGGGGUCAUGAAAAGGGGCCGCCCGGCGGGGGCCGCAGGCGAUGCGCCGCGCCGGGGGCCGCGCAGCCUCGUGCUGCAGCUCUGCGACCUGCUGUCGGGGCUGCGCGUGCACGGCGUCGUCUUCGAGGAUGACUCGCGCGCGCCCGCCGUCGCGCCCAUCCUCGACUUCCUGUCCGCCCAGACCUCGCUGCCCAUCGUGGCCGUGCACGGCGGCGCCGCGCUCGUGCUCACGCCCAAGGAGAAGGGCUCCACCUUCCUGCAGCUGGGCUCCUCCACCGAGCAGCAGCUUCAGGUCAUCUUCGAGGUGCUGGAGGAGUACGACUGGACAUCCUUCGUGGCGGUGACCACGCGUGCCCCCGGCCACCGCGCCUUCCUGUCCUACAUCGAGGUGCUGACCGACGGCAGCCUGGUGGGCUGGGAGCACCGCGGGGCUCUGACGCUGGACCCGGGCGCGGGCGAGGCGGUGCUGGGCGCGCAGCUCCGCAGCGUCAGUGCGCAGAUCCGCCUGCUCUUCUGUGCGCGCGAGGAGGCCGAGCCCGUGUUCCGGGCCGCCGAGGAGGCCGGCCUCACCGGGCCUGGCUACGUGUGGUUCAUGGUGGGCCCCCAGCUGGCCGGAGGCGGGGGCUCCGGGGCCCCCGGAGAGCCCCUUCUUCUGCCAGGAGGAGCCCCACUGCCCGCAGGGCUGUUUGCAGUGCGCUCGGCGGGCUGGCGGGACGACUUGGCCCGGCGUGUGGCAGCUGGGGUGGCUGUGGUCGCCAGAGGCGCGCAGGCCCUGCUGCGGGACUACGGCUUCCUGCCCGAGCUGGGCCACGACUGCCGCGCCCAGAACCGCACCCACCGCGGGGAGAGUCUGCACCGGUACUUCUCGAACAUCACCUGGGAUAACCGGGACUACUCCUUCAAUGAGGACGGCUUCCUGGUGAACCCGUCCCUGGUGGUCAUUUCCCUCACCAGAGACAGGACCUGGGAGGUGGUGGGCAGCUGGGAGCAGCAGACCCUCCGCCUCAAGUACCCGCUGUGGUCCCGCUACGGCCGCUUCCUGCAGCCUGUGGACGACACGCAGCACCUCACGGUGGCCACGCUGGAGGAGAGGCCCUUUGUGAUCGUGGAGCCUGCCGACCCCGUCAGUGGCACCUGCAUCCGCGAUUCGGUCCCCUGCCGGAGCCAGCUCAACCGAACCCACAGCCCUCCCCCGGACGCCCCCCGCCCGGAAAAGCGGUGCUGCAAGGGCUUCUGCAUCGACAUUCUGAAGAGACUGGCGCACACCAUCGGCUUCAGCUACGACCUCUAUCUGGUCACAAACGGCAAACACGGGAAGAAGAUCGACGGCGUCUGGAACGGCAUGAUUGGGGAGGUGUUCUACCAGCGCGCAGACAUGGCCAUUGGCUCCCUCACCAUCAACGAGGAGCGGUCUGAGAUCGUGGACUUCUCCGUGCCCUUCGUGGAGACCGGCAUCAGCGUCAUGGUGGCCCGCAGCAAUGGCACCGUGUCCCCGUCCGCCUUCCUCGAGCCCUACAGCCCCGCUGUGUGGGUGAUGAUGUUUGUCAUGUGCCUCACCGUGGUUGCUGUCACCGUUUUCAUCUUCGAGUACCUCAGUCCCGUGGGCUACAACCGCAGCCUGGCCACGGGCAAGCGCCCUGGCGGCUCAACAUUCACCAUUGGGAAAUCCAUCUGGCUGCUCUGGGCCCUGGUGUUCAAUAACUCGGUGCCUGUGGAGAACCCCCGGGGAACCACCAGCAAAAUCAUGGUGCUGGUGUGGGCCUUCUUCGCCGUCAUCUUCCUUGCCAGCUACACAGCCAACCUGGCUGCCUUCAUGAUCCAGGAGGAGUACGUGGACACCGUGUCUGGGCUCAGUGACCGCAAGUUCCAGCGGCCCCAGGAGCAGUACCCGCCCCUGAAGUUUGGGACAGUGCCCAACGGGUCCACGGAGAAGAACAUCCGCAGCAACUACCCUGACAUGCACAGCUAUAUGGUGCGCUACAACCAGCCCCGCGUGGAGGAGGCGCUCACUCAGCUCAAGGCAGGGAAGCUGGAUGCCUUCAUCUACGACGCCGCCGUGCUCAACUACAUGGCCCGCAAGGACGAGGGCUGCAAGCUGGUCACCAUCGGCUCCGGCAAGGUCUUCGCCACCACGGGCUAUGGCAUCGCUCUGCACAAGGGCUCCCGCUGGAAGCGGCCCAUCGACCUGGCACUACUGCAGUUCCUGGGGGACGAUGAGAUCGAGAUGCUGGAGCGGCUGUGGCUCUCCGGGAUCUGCCACAACGACAAGAUCGAGGUGAUGAGCAGCAAGCUGGACAUCGACAACAUGGCCGGUGUUUUCUACAUGCUGCUGGUGGCCAUGGGCCUCUCCCUGCUGGUCUUCGCCUGGGAGCACCUGGUGUACUGGCGCCUGCGGCACUGCCUGGGGCCCACGCACCGCAUGGACUUCCUGCUGGCCUUCUCCAGGGGCAUGUACAGCUGCUGCAGCGC